CCGAAAGAUCUCCGAGAACCCCAUGCAGUGAGGCUGCCGACGUGCAUGUGCUACAUAACAUAGUACUGUUACUGCCCUCGUGCGAGCAAUAGGAAACUUUAAAGACUGCUCAUGAAAGUCUUACAUGUACCAGGAAUUCCCCAGUAAACUACCAAAUGAAGCACUUCACAAGGCGUGCAAUUCCCGAAACUAUCGUGAUAUCGUCAUUUAUCAGCAAGCUUGCACAGCUUCCAAUCCCAAUCGCUCAUGUUUACUUCGUUUGAGUCAUGGCAGUUGUACCGAAACUCUUACGCCUCCCAGUCCGUCGCGGAUUGAUUCCGUCGCUUGGGGUAGCAAAACCAAAUGUCUUAUGGUUUGGUUGUUCUAGCAGUGGAUUUCAGGAGGCUCGAGAGCUCGAACUAAUGCCAGGGGAGAUUAUUGAGCAUAGAAAUCUGGGCAAUCUGCUCUCAAAUCAGGAUCUAAGCACGUCUAGCACGGUGGAAUAUGCGCUGACCGCGGAACAGGUGAACCAUAUCGUGAUCUGCGGUCAUUAUGGAUGCAGUUUCUUGACUCCAGAUUCGAAGAAGAGCGACGGUGUCGACUCCUGGUUGAAGGACGUUCGCAAACUGUACGAAUCUUGGAGCGAUGAGCUAGAGAAAAUCGAGGAUGUUUCCGAACGCCAACGUUUGUUUGCGGAACUUUAUACUUGGUCGCAGUCUCGAGAUGUGCUGAAUAGGAAAAUCGUGAUGGAUGCUAUGGAUAAUCAGGGUAUCAAGGUUCAUGCCUUCAUUUACGAUGACGCGAAGAAGGAAUGUCUCCAGUUGACUACUAGCUAA
Messenger RNA from Eremomyces bilateralis CBS 781.70, 815 nucleotides. RefSeq names its product carbonic anhydrase. Gene Ontology annotation, biological process: cellular response to carbon dioxide; cellular response to oxidative stress. Gene Ontology annotation, molecular function: carbonate dehydratase activity; zinc ion binding. NCBI's taxonomy places the organism in Eukaryota, Fungi, Ascomycota, Dothideomycetes, Eremomycetales, Eremomycetaceae. The record is from RefSeq and is a predicted model, not a curated record. Gene Ontology annotation, cellular component: cytoplasm. The transcript is spliced from 3 exons. Bases 267 to 815 code for a protein of 182 amino acids.